Branchiostoma belcheri (Belcher's lancelet) is the source of this 5358-nucleotide messenger RNA. Its product is annotated as sterol regulatory element-binding protein cleavage-activating protein-like. The coding region runs from base 88 to 4338 and encodes 1416 amino acids. Gene Ontology annotation, biological process: SREBP signaling pathway. Gene Ontology annotation, molecular function: sterol binding; protein binding. Gene Ontology annotation, cellular component: Golgi membrane; endoplasmic reticulum membrane. NCBI's taxonomy places the organism in Eukaryota, Metazoa, Chordata, Leptocardii, Amphioxiformes, Branchiostomatidae. The record is from RefSeq and is a predicted model, not a curated record. The transcript has 26 exons.
UUAUCUAUAUAUCUAUGCAUAUACAGGUGAGAUGAGAGUAAAACGUGAAGAGUGAAGACUCGUCCAGACUGUCGUGUAUGAUCCAGGAUGAUUCACAUCGGCUGGGUGGAGCGUAAGGAGCGACUGAAGCAGCAGAUCGCUCUGGUGUACUACAGACAUGGGCUGUUCGUGUCCAACCAUCCGUACGCCAUCAUCCCUCUCUCUAUGCUGGUGGCCUUCAUCUUCUGUAUCCCCCUGGCUAACCUCCCCCUGCCCGGUAAUGCCCCCCUGGAGUACACCACCACUGUAAAGGAGUUUAGUCUCCCCCUGACGGAGGCUACUGUGGAACCCAGUCUGCUGCAGACAGCCAUGGAAGGACACCUGGACUCCGGACUACCAAAAUGGCUGGCGGGGAAACCUGUGGCUUUUAUUCAGCAGUUUGUUGUCAUGGCAACGGUGUCGCCAUGGGAAUCCAGACUGAUCCCCACCGACGCCUUCCGCGCUCCGCUCUCCAAAGUCUUCUCCAUCGUGGACGAUGUCAACAACCUACAGGUCAAAAUAAGUGGAAAAACCAGAAGUACAAGUGACUUUUGUCUCCAUAUCCCGGAGGUCUUACCGAAGUUCAAGGCCAAAGGUCUCCUACCAGAGUUUAACUGUUUACUGGUGUCUCCCGCAAACUUCUGGAAGGGUGAUGCCACCCUUUUUAAGGAGGAUGGACAGAUUAUCAAGACAAUUCACAGCUUCCAGUCUCCAACAAUAGAGACUGCACCUACUAUUAAAGACUUGCUGUUUGGAGUGCCCGCCAAAGCCACGGGUGUCCACAGGUUCUUCUUACGCAACAAACAGAGGCUCAUCAUGUAUGCCGUCACAUUAGCGCUGAAGGACUACAAUGCUACCUAUAUAAAUACACUGAAGACCAUACUACAGAAGAAAUACCACUCCAGUUUGUUGAAUGUGACACAGGAAUCUGAGGAACAAAUCACACACAUGCAUUUCAAGGAGGAGUUCAGCAUUAUUGAGUUGGUUCCCCUACUGGCCACAUAUCUGAUCCUGUUCCUGUAUAUAUCCUUCUCUGUCUCCAAAAUAGAGUUUGUAAAGUCAAAGUGGGGUCUGGCUCUGGCUGCAGUGAUGACAGUCAUCGCCUCUCUACUGAUGUCCAUAGGACUGUGUACUCUGUUUGGGCUGACUCCUACUCUAAAUGGAGGGGAGAUCUUCCCUUACCUUGUUGUGAUAGUGGGACUAGAGAACAUCCUUGUACUGACCAAGUCUGUAGUGUCCACCCCAGUUCACUUGGAUGUCAAUAUCAGAAUAGCACAAGGUUUGAGUAAGGAAGGCUGGUCCAUUACUAAAAACCUGCUGACAGAGUUGGCUAUAGCAUGUGCUGGGUACUUCACAUUUGUUCCAGCAAUUCAGGAGUUCUGCAUGUUUGCGCUGGUUGGUCUCUUGUCAGACUUCAGUCUCCAGAUGUGGUUCUUUGCUACAGUGCUGUCCAUAGACAUUAGGAGGAUUGAGCUGUCAGACUUACAAAGACAGGGUGACAGACAGCAGGGCCAUAAGACUGACACCGCCACCAUCCAAUCAGAGACCCUGACCAACCAGACCCUGCCGCGCCCCCCUCCCACCCGCCUGCCAAGGUCAAAGUCAGCACCUGGUCUCCACCAUCUUGUAUCCCAGCAGCCUCGGCUGGUGACCCCUGAGCGACCCCCAGCGGCGGUAGAGAGUGGAGAACACCCGAACCAAGGCCUCCUCCGGGCACAGAAAAGACUCAAGUUUGUCUUCUUCUGGGCAAGGACUAGGAUUGUGCAAAGGUUCAUUAUGCUUUGCACUGUUGUUUGGAUUGCUCUUAUCGUAUACAACACCGGAUUGGUGGACCAGUUGACCAACGUGACCACCAGUCGUCAACCCUCAUCGUCUUCCGAUAACAAGGACAGCCUAAGGAGCCUGCAAGAGGGGCUACAGGUGCAAGCUGAGUCUCCAAGAAGAAACCAAGACCUUGACUUAGAGCGUAAGACGGAUGCUUUUUGGAACUUUGACGGAGAAGGGGAGGGGAAAGAGCAGAAGGAGCCGUGGCAGGACCUGUCCUUCAGACACUGGCCCAAACUGUUCGGGUGUUAUAACAUCACACUAGCUGGAAGGUACAUCAGCAUCCUGCCUCCCAUCCUGCUGUCGGUGGUGGUUCCCCCCCACGAGGCUGUAGAAAUGAGACACCGCAGCGAGCAGCAGGAGCACGCCCAGAAGCUGCAGUACUUCAUGGAGUCGCAGGUCAUCCACGACAUACCGGACGGCGCAGCCCCCGACAUGACCUUCGACCCACUCCUCGCCAUGAACAAGACAGUCCGUCUGCCGUUCUUUUCCUCUAAAAGGGAAUAUUACUUAACUAUUGGUCUUGCAGUGCUGAGCGGAGCGUUCCUGGUGGUGAUACUGAUGGUGCUGUACAAGUGUGUGUGUCCCCGCGACUACGGGCGCUGGGCACCAGAGGGAAGGAGGUUAAAGGUCACAGACGACCCCUAUUACGUCCGACAGAUCAGCGACUCUGUACCGCUGGUACUACGGGGUCACACGCAGGAUGUGGAGUGCAUGUGUAGUGACGGCCCUACCCUGGUCAGCUCCUGUCUGCUGGGUGACAUCAGAGUCUGGGACGCCAACUCUGGGGACUGUCUCACUCGCAUCAGCAGGAGAACAGCCCCCAGCAGUACCAGACAGCCCUGUUAUGGUGGAAAUGAACAGUACGACCCUUGGUCACCCCAACAGUCCCCACCAGACCUGCAGUACCACCACCUCACCCACAGGGGGCACUCCCAGCGCAGUCUCUCAGACAGCCAGGAACAGCAGAAACCCAAGAGGAGAAAAAGCGACUUCUUCACCAACUUGCCCAAUCUCGCCAGCAGCAUCGACACGGAUUUUGUGCAGUUACAGAAGGAGCAGAAACGUGAAACUCUGAACGGGUUUCACCACUCCCAGGCAGGCCAUCAGACAAGUACACCGCGACUGCCGUCUGCCACAGAGUCACAAGUUAAUGUUAGGCAAGUAGAGGUGAAAAGUACACCGCAGGACAUCCCAGGUUCUACCCCAGGAUAUGACUUCCACAGUCGGUUUGACCACUACUAUCACGAACACGCGUCGUUGUACAAGAGAACUAGUACAGGAUGUUCCUCACCGGACAUGCUGAUGCCACCAUCUCCCGAUCAGCUGCUCAACGCAUCGUCUUCAAGCGAACAACGGUUGCUGAAUGCGUCAUCCUCCAGCGAGCGUAGCCUGCACAGCACAGGCAGCGCGUCGGAGCUGCGGCGGCUGUCGUCUGCGGGUGAGCUGAGCCGGCAGGACAGCCUGGCGGGGCUGUACGACAGCGUGUUUGGGGACAGCGCCCUGCUGGAGGAGGACAGCGUGGCCACGCCCAUCUGGUGCCUGGGUUGCCAUGACAACCUGGUGGUUGCCGGGUGCAGUAAUGGCAGAAUAGAGGUCUGGGAUGGGUUGUCUGGGUCUUUGAAGUGUUAUUACCAUGAGUUUGCAGAAGGAGUGACGGCUCUUUGUUUUGUUAAUAACAGAAUUGUUGCAUCUCGACUCAACGGCAGCUUAGAUUUCCUCAUCCUGGAGGCUCGAGGGGUGGUGUCAGCCUCCCCUCCAUCCAUGGUGCCUUCUGGGCCAAUCAGAGGUCACAGAAGGAACCAAUCACACGAUGGCUUCAUUGUCACAAGUUCGGACACGGUCUGCUGCGUCCGUCUGGCGCACCACGUUCCCCACGCACACCAGCAGCCAAUCAACGUGCUGCAGUCUUCCGCCGGCCGCGUGGUGACGGGAAGUCAGGACCACACCCUGAAGGUGUACCGACUGGAGGACGCCCUGUGUCUGUAUACACUACACGGCCACACGGAUGGAGUCACUGCACUACAUCUGGACAAGACUCCCCCGUUAGCUGCGGCCAGUGGUUCUCUGGAUGGGGAUAUCCGGCUGUGGGACAUGCUGACCGGCUCGUGUGUCCACCACCUGACUGGACACGAGGGCGGCAUCCUGUCCCUGACCUGCACCACCGGCCAUGUCCUCAGCUCAGGCCAGGAUGACCGCAUCUGUGUGUGGGACCGGUCAAGAGGGGCCUUGCUCUACUCUAUACAACAGGAUGUCGGCUGCAGCAGCACCAUAGGUAUUCUCAACAACAGUCUACUGGUCAGUGGGGGGCAGGGUUGUCUGUAUCUGUGGAACAUUCUUCGCGGCGAGCACCUCAGAACGGUUCUUCUCGGAGACAACGACCAGUCACAGUUUGUACGUCAAGUUCAGGUCAUCUACGGGUCAUCAGUUAUCUGUAACUAUGGCAACCAACUACGAGUUGUGCACUUUCCUUCUGUCCUGGAGAAGGCCGAAUGAACGAGAGAUUUUGUCCUGAAGGUUUCGGAUGUUUUGUCUCACCAAACAUGUUUUGACUUGAAGGACAACAUAACAUAACAUUACCACUACAGUAUGACGUCAACUCUUAUAAUUUCAGCAGGUCUCCAAGACACCUGGUGUAAUUAUGAGAGUUAACAUCGUCACACUUCUGAUAUAUCCAUGCUGUUGUGGUAGGAAAGUUAUGAUGUGAGUGGAAGGAAUUUAAAAAAAACAUUCCUGCUUCUGCACCAUUUUAAGGAUCCCUGUUUGAAACUGUCCGUAUAUGAUAUAUAUGCAAUGAUCAUAUCCAACCUGUUUUGAAGCUGACUUUAUCAAUUGUCUGGUUGGUUGCUGACUCAUAUUCAUCUCCAAGCAGAUCUGUUGGUGACAGACAUUUUUGGAAAAAAAUCAAAGCCCUGUAUCAUUCCUAAGUGCAGGAAUAGUCUGACUUGGAAAGAAUUUUGUCAGAAUACUUCUCAAUCUUUAGUAGGCACCAAUUAAACCCAAAUGUUGAGAUUUGUAGAUCAAAAUUCAAGGAAUUAUUUUUAAGUUAUUUUCGUACUUCAGUAUUUCUAUCAAUGAAAGAGAGGUUGGUUUAUUUUCUACUUUUGACUUUGUGAAUGUAUAAUAAGACAAUCAUGUUUUUGUUGAAGUUCUUUAAGUUAUUUUUUCACUUUUUCUAAUGACACAGAUUAUGAUAUUUCACUGAUUUUUGAAAUUUGUAAAAUUGUUACUAAAAGGUUCUAUGUAAAAUUGUACAUAAUAUUUGUAUUCAAUGAAUUGUGCUUAAUUGAAGGCAUGUUAAUUGAUAUUAAUUAAGCAAUAAACUGUUGGGAUUCUUUAAUUGCCAAUCAUAAAAGCAUAUGCAAUCUACUGAAUAUCCUUUGUAUAGACAAAUGGAAGUUAGUGGCAAUAUGUUUAGACCUUCCACUGUUAAUUCUGUUAACUGUGAGAGAAAUUAUUGUAGUUCAUAGUUGAUUAGAAUAAUUGUAGCCUGGUAUUGAUGUCGUUCCAUCUGAU